UGUGAAAAACGGAUUUGACAAAAUCAAUUUUCGUAUUUUAUUGUAAUUCAAAAGCAAUUUGUAUAAUUUUAUUACCAUACACCGUCCCAUCGUACAGACGAAAUUAAUGAUGAGGCCGUCGUCUGAGAAUAACUAGAGAGCCUUAAUAAUAAUUAUUAUUAAUUAUUAAGGCUCUCUAAGAAUAACCAUUUGGAUUAUACAUCACGACUAAAAGGGAUCAGAGAUUAAUUAUUAUGCUAUACUAUAAGGUCUAUGUUAUUAUGUAUUAUUAUUUGUUUUUGCAUAUUAAAACAUCUUGGAGACUUUAAAACGGAGGCGGCUUCAACAGUCAUCGAUGGACGAUGUACUAAAGCAUAAACGUAGUUCCUCCUAUACGUCUUUUCUAUAUGAUCUACUCUAUGGUCACAAUAGUUAAAUAGCCUAUAAAACCACGCAUAAUUUUAGAAAUGAAAAAUAAAACUAAGAAGAAAGUACAGAAAAAAUGCCUGAACGCACUAAUGCGUCAUUUAGUAACUCCCAAAAGUUCAUUAAUGGUGUUUAACGAAUUGUUUGAACGUGUUCCUAUAAGAGUGCAAGAACGCAAAUUGAGUGGCAUUGGUUUAACCUUUAUUGCUACGAUUGAGAUUGGUGGUCAGAUAUUUACUGCAAAUCAUACUUCCAAGGCUCAAGCAAAACAGAUGGCGUGUGAAAAAUGUUUGCGCACUAUGUUGGCAAAAAAAAUAAGCGAGCCAUUUGAAAAAAAAAAAGAAUCACCCAUGGAACAAGAUAUGAAAAAUAAAGAAAAGGGUACAGUACCAAAACCUAAAGACUUCCUUCAUGACGACUUCCCAUGGUCACAUUUUGCUUCAUUAGGGAUGCAUAAAUUAAUAAAUCAAUGGGAAUUACAGUCUGUUUCAAAAGCUAUUACUUUACAAGAUCAACCAAAUUUCAUAAAAUCACCACCAAAGGCCAGUACUGUGAAAAAGUGUCCCAAAGAUCCCAAAAAUGUCAACCCAGAGAAGUUUAAAGUAGAACAUGCAGUGGAUGGAAUGGAAUGUUAUAAUAGAUAAGGAUCGGCAAAAGAAGCAGCUUAAGAAAAGAUAUAUUCACUGAAAAUAAUAGUUAAAUUGGACUAAAUUCAUUAAAAAAAAUUGCAAAAUUGUGUUUAAUAAAUAAUAAUAAAAGGCAGCGGAUG
Molecule: messenger RNA, 1174 nt
Organism: Myzus persicae (green peach aphid)
Lineage: Eukaryota; Metazoa; Arthropoda; Insecta; Hemiptera; Aphididae
Exons: 6
Coding region: 447-1049 (200 amino acids)
Source: RefSeq, a predicted model, not a curated record